Messenger RNA from Chanos chanos (milkfish), 951 nucleotides. Its product is annotated as vascular cell adhesion protein 1-like. The record is from RefSeq and is a predicted model, not a curated record. NCBI's taxonomy places the organism in Eukaryota, Metazoa, Chordata, Actinopteri, Gonorynchiformes, Chanidae. Gene Ontology annotation, molecular function: integrin binding. The coding region runs from base 1 to 951 and encodes 316 amino acids. Gene Ontology annotation, biological process: cell adhesion. The transcript is spliced from 5 exons.
AUGGCCACAUUUCUUCAUCCCCUGGAGCCUCACCCACUUAAAGUUGUGGUGAGAUUUGGGGAUCCUGUGUCAGUGAAGUGCGGCAUGUCCACUGAACAUUACGGCAUACGCUGGGAGGCUUGCCUGGAACUAAGUCCACCCAAGGUUGUGGUAAGAUAUGGGGAUCCUGUGACAGUGAACUGCAGCACCUCCAUUGAACAUAUCGGCAUGGGCUGGGAGGCCACUGUGGGAGCUGUAGACAUGAGGGAUGAUGUUAAUGUGAUCACCUGGACAGUUCCAGCGCUGACUGACUGGGUCACAGAGCCAAUAUGCUUCAUCAACACUGAUGAUGGACAGGACAACAAAACUCUUUCCGUCAUUGUCUAUAAGACUCCAGACAGUGUGUCCAUCAGUUAUGUGAAUCACACAGGCCCAGUGAUGGAGGAGACACAGUAUCAGCUCCAGUGUGACAUUAAGAACAUCGCUCCUGUUCAGUAUCUCACUGUGAGGUGGUACAAAGGACAGACUCUAGUGGACAGUCAAACAUUUACUAAUGACUCCAGGACUCCAGCGAGUGUUUCUGCUCCACUCCUGAUCACUCCCAGUAGAGCUGAUGAUGGAGCUCAGUACAGGUGUGAGGCAGAGCUGGACCUGGGAGCAGAGGGACCUCAACCUCCUCCUGUAGAGAUGUCAGAGACUCUUAACAUGACUGUGCAUUAUGCUCCUGAGAUUGACUGCCCUUCAGAAUAUGAGGUGAGGGAGCAGGAGGAGGUGAAUAUUUCUUGCACAGCAGUGGGUUCUCCAACUCCUGAGAUCUCCUGGUCCAAAGAUGGAAAGAGAGUCGAUCGCCCGAAUCAUCUCUCCAGAGAAGACGGUGGCUCCUUCACUAUCAAUGCCACAAAUAAACAUGGAACCAAGGAGCAUGUGCUAAAAAUCAACGUUCUCUGUGAGUCGUCCUCAGUGCAUAAUUAA